Molecule: messenger RNA, 4850 nt
Organism: Pygocentrus nattereri (red-bellied piranha)
Lineage: Eukaryota; Metazoa; Chordata; Actinopteri; Characiformes; Serrasalmidae
Product: oxidation resistance protein 1
Exons: 16
Coding region: 376-2541 (721 amino acids)
Biological process (GO): response to oxidative stress; regulation of transcription by RNA polymerase II
Cellular component (GO): nucleus
Source: RefSeq, a predicted model, not a curated record
UUAAAAACAAUCAACGUUUCACCUCAGAGGCCCCGUGUAUUUGUGUACACAUUUCUCCCUUUUAUUUUGCUCCUUUCUCCUCUGUGCUUGAUCCAGCAGAAGGCGGCGUGCUUUUGCCGUCUGUAGCCCACCAUUAGCUCUUUACGGUAGAAACAGGAGAGUGUUCAUCCCAUCCAGACACUCAAACACACUGCAGCAACCUGCAGAUUAGACGAUACCCUGAUGGGAAGGUCUUUCUGCCAAGCGAGGAUGACGAAGGAAAAGAGGAGGAAGAUGCGUCCAGCUGUGCGCACAGGUGAGAAAUGCUACGUCAUUUAUCCCGUCCACUGAAGGCCUCCAGGGACUGGCCUGCUUCUAGACCCAGCACAAGGAACGAUGGACUACAGGCAGCACAGAGACAAGACGAGAGCCAGCUACUUUGGCAACGUCAAGAACAGACUGGGCACCAAGAUGCCUGCAGGCGUCACCCAGCCUCCGGGUUUCUUCACGGGAUCGUGGGACACCACCUCCCGCGCUAACGGAGCCCGGAACAUUUUGACUGCAGCAGAGGGAAGCGCCGGACGGCAUCACAUCCGCAACCCAAAACUGAGGCAGUAUUACCUCAAAGAGGCUGCUUUCCCAUCUGAUGCAAACAAAACGCUGGAAUCAUCGGGUGAGUCAAGCAGGAGAAAUGAGCAAGGGGUUCAUCAGGGGGACACAGUGUUUAGCGUGGCCUCUCAGUUCAGUGGCAGACCAGCAGAUACUACACAAUCCACAGCCACCUGCUCUGCCCUUUCAACCACACAGAAGCCCCGUGUCCCCCAAAGCAAGGCCUCUCCCGCCCAAGGACAGCCACCUACGGCAACAAACCCUGACCUCUGUCCAAGUUCGGAGCCCAGAAUGGAUGCUGUGACCCCCACAACCCCUGUUUCUCCGUCAACAGACGCAGAAUAUGACAAGCUACUGGACGUGGAGGCGGUGCCAAUGCCUGAUGGCCAGCUGUGCCUAUUGGCUCUCCCGCCUGAGUGUGCACAGGGGGCGGGGCCAACAGACAUGCCUUACCUCAAGUUGUUCUGUCGUUUCAUCACUGACCGGAAAGGUGUGGUCUCUGGGAUUCUCCUGGUGACGGCCAACAAGAUCUUCUUCGACCCUCAUAAGUCCCUCCCUCUGGUGCAGGAGAACGGCUGUGAGGAGUAUCUGUUCUCCUGCAGUGUGGACAACCUGGCAACAGUCAGCUUCUUCUCCGACAUCUCCCACGUUCACUUCAGCAAAUCCACACAGAGGUGGAAAGGUCGUAAGAAGUCCUCAAAAAGCAAACCCUCAAAAGACAGAAUCAAAGAGAGCCAAAGUGAAAUCCACAGUGCCACACCUCAGUCCAAGGCAGAUGCUGUUCCUGCACUGGUGAGGUCAGCGACCUGGGACCUCCACAUUUCUCUCAGGACGGGUGCAGAGGCGAGCACGGGCGAGGAGGAGGGUGGGGAGAGCCGAGACAUGGCUGAGGUGGAGCGGCAGCUGGAGCAGCUCACGUUGGAGUCCUCUGGGACGCUGGGAGCAGCUGUGCUGAGCAGCGCUGCCACCUUCUGCUGUGGAGGAGCCAACACAGAACUGGAGCAGGAUUGUAGAACAGAGCAGCAACCAUGUUUGAAGAAGCAGGUUUCAGGCCAAGGCUGUGCCAGCUCCCUGAUGUUUGUGAGAAUGCGUCAGAAGCCUCAGGCCGCAAAGAAGAAGGGCUUUGCAGCGCUGGAGCUGGGCAAAGCCAAACCUACAGCCUGCAGAGAUGCCUGGUUCACCAUGCAGCAGGAUAGUUCAGACGAGCUCUACGCCUACCUGACCCAGCACAGGCCGGACCUGUGCAUCCUGGAGGGAGGUGAGGAUGAGGAGGCGGAGAGAGAUGAAGAUGACUUUGUGCUUAUUGAUGAAGGAGAGAGGGAAGAAGAGGAAGAAGAGGAGUCUACGAGGGAUGGACGCGCGGGGGACGAGUGGGAGAUUGUGUGUGUGGAGGACAGCAGGGGGAAGGGCUUGCUCUCUUUAGAUAAAGAACCAGAAGGACUGAGUGACAUUCUAAAGCAAAGCCUCAUACUGAACGCACAGCACAUCCAAGAGCUCUCGAGUGAGUUGCCUCCACGUACGGUUGGUCACUCGUGGAAGCUGGCCUACAGCACGAGUAAACAUGGCGCCAGCCUCAAAACCCUGUACAGGAAACUGAGCGUUUCAGACUCACCCGUCCUUCUGCUCAUCAGAGAUGACAACCAGCAGGUGUUUGGCAGUUUCCUUUCUAACUCACUGCGGCCAAGCGACACAUUUUAUGGUACAGGAGAGACUUUCCUCUUUCUGCUGCACCCUCGCUUUAAGAGUUUCCGCUGGACAGGUGAAAAUUCCUUCUUUAUCAAAGGAGACCUGGAUUCUUUUGCCAUUGGUGGUGGAAGUGGUCACUUUGGCCUGUGGCUGGACGAGACACUGUACCUGGGCAGGAGCAGCCCCUGCUACACUUUCAACAACUGCAGUCUGUCUGAGACCAGUGACUUCAGAGUGCUGGAGCUUGAGGCCUGGACCUUCUGGUGACCCCAAGGACCACCCCAGACCAUUUCCCAAAACAUCACAGCACAAAGGGCUUCAUUUCUUGGUAGAGUGGACAUUAGUUUGAACAAUCUCUAAGAGAUAAGAUGACCUGUGAUGGAGUGUGCUCAAAUAUAGAAUAGCUGCAAUACUGGAUGUAUUCUAAAAGGUGAAGACGCUUCAUAUUAAGAACAAAGGCCACCACUAACCCAAAAAAGUGACCGCACAUACAUCUUGGAGUCUUGGACUGGAGAAACUGAACUGUGUGGGCAUAGAACGCCUUCGGUCUGACUGCGCGUGUGAUCCCAUUGAGUCACAGUGGAGUUCUUGCUCUCUGUGUAGAAGCUUCAGCUGUGAUGGUCUGACUGGGUCUCUGGAGUUAAUGCUUUGUUUGGUAGUCCUCCGUCGUUGCUAUCAGAAGUUGAGACUCUUGUUCCAUGAGUACAACCAGUGUUUCACUGUCAGAAUAGCUCAAAAUGACAGCACCUUUAUGUCUUCAGCCAUUAGUGCUUAAAUCAGAUCUGCACAGUUUUCCCUUCACCACAGAUGUCCAUCAGACAGGGCAUGUUUGGUGUCUAAAGCUUGUUUCUUUAUUUCAUUUUAUUUGUCUAUUUUAUGGAUAGCGUUGUUAGACGCUAUGCAAAUAAGUCUGAAUGUAGUUACUGAAAGUAGUCUAAAUGUAGUUAACACAAUACUGAGGCAAGUGUAUUAUCAAUUUAGGCAUGUAACUUGGGCAGUGGUAACUAGUGGGGUUAUAGAGAUGUAAAUUCUGACUAAUUUUGACAUUCGAUUAUCUGGAGUUUAUGAAUGGAUGUCCCUUAGGGAUGUGCAAAUACUGAUGGUUCUGAUCCUGAUGUUUCAUUUUGAUACUGUAAUGAGAUCAAUUCUCAAUACUAAGUGUUUUCCUUAUGUAAUAUGGUUCUGAGUGGUAAUUGGUCAGCAUUACUGACACUGAAUGCUUACUGGUUGGCAUUGCAGCUACCGAGUGCUGAUUGGUUAGCAUUACAGUUACUGAGUGCUGGUUGGUUGGCAUUACAGCUAAUGAAUGCUGGUUGGUUGGCAUUACAGCUAGUGAGUGCUGAUUGGUUGGCAUUACGGCUACUGAGUGCUGACUGGUUAGCAUUACUGCCACCAAGUGCUGAUUGGUUAACAGUACUGCCACUGAGCGCUGAUUGGUUGGAAUUACAGCCACUGAUGGAUGAUCGGUGGGCGAGCGGUGCACUCACUAAUGUCAUGAACAUAUAGCAGCCGCCUAUAUAAAGUCCUGUAUGUGGAGUGCUUAAAAAUAUAACAGCAGUGUUAAAAUGGUUUGUGCUAUUCUGUGUUUACUGAGUGGCGCCUCCCCUCACUGAGCAUUCUAUGGCACAUCCCUGUGGGCAGUAAGCUUCCAUCACUUGUUUCAUACAUUAGCCUCAUAGCUGUAAAAUUGAAGAAGCAAACUUCAGACACCAGUACUGUUUUGGCUGAGUACAUUUGGAAGGGGGAAAUGAUGUAGAUCUUUUUUUUUUUUUUUUUUAAGUUAGCUGUCUACCACUACACUGUAAAACAUCAUCCUUCUCUCAGAUCUAUACCUGCUCAACAUGAAUGCUGCUUCAGUGUUUUGUUACAGUUGCCUCUGUACAGAACGAGAUGUUAUUCAGAACCUUUUUUUCCUUUGGAAAGUACUGAAAUAUUUGCAGAAACUAGUCAGUGUCAUGCUAGAAACCUUACAAAACUACAAUAAUGUGAAUGGCUUCUUGCCUCUAAUGCACUUGCCGGUCAGCUUUGACUGGAUGAACGACUUUAACUCACUUUGAAUAUUUGUAGAUUGCGCACCACUGGCUUACUCACAAUGGCAGACUGGUCCACUGUAGCUGAGCUCACGCAUUAAAACAUCACCACUUACAUCUUUAGUGCCAACGACGUGUAAUAAGUGACCGCAGAUGAAUGAAUUAAAGGGUAAUCCAAAAUUUUCAUAACUUAAGUGAUGAUUGAUAUGAAGUUGUUCAUUGUAGAGAAAAUGAUUUAGAUUUCUUUACAGUGGUGGUGAUGGGAACCAGGGGUCACAACAUCUGCAACACAAAUAUAGCCAUUUUAUUUACUAUCUAGAAUGACAAUAGAACCUUCACGUGUCUCACAAGUUUUAUAUGUGAGGUUAAUAAUGGUAAAAUAGUAGUGAAUCAAAAACAAAAAUACUUUUCUUUGGGGACAAUUUUGCCUUACAACACAUGUACCACUGCACCAUGAAUAGAUAUUUAAAAAAAAAAAAAAAAAAUUGACCAAAACCUGACCUUAAAACUGUUGUGAAACAAUGUCUUUGGGCAUCAGUCAACAUA